Molecule: messenger RNA, 5570 nt
Organism: Oncorhynchus nerka (sockeye salmon)
Lineage: Eukaryota; Metazoa; Chordata; Actinopteri; Salmoniformes; Salmonidae
Product: exonuclease V-like
Exons: 6
Coding region: 372-1619 (415 amino acids)
Biological process (GO): interstrand cross-link repair
Cellular component (GO): nucleus
Molecular function (GO): single-stranded DNA 5'-3' DNA exonuclease activity
Source: RefSeq, a predicted model, not a curated record
GGCUAAUAAGACCUUAAAUGUGAUAAUCACACUUUCCUAUUACCAGGAAACUGAAACCGUUGCGCAUGUAUUGCUACAGUGCGAGAGGGACAGAGCAAGACUGCGUUCUAGUAUGAGGGGGAUACAGGACAUCCGUUUAAAGAGUAUAUUGAGUAGAAUCUUAUAUAUAAACCCUACCUGCCAGCAACGGUGCUGGAAAGCUACGGAAGUGGUGCUGGCAGGGUUUAGUUUCUCCACACUCCAGUACAGUACAGUAAGUGGAGGUAAUGCACCAUUACGUUGGAUGCUAACCGCUGAUAAACCCCACCGAAGAAGAAGACGAAUAUUUGGAUGAGGACGCAUGCGGUCACCUUUACAGGAAUAAUUUUGCAAUGAAUUCCAACAUAACGUCAACGGAACCAUCGGACGACUGGGGUGACAUAAGUGAUGCAGAAUUACUCGAUGUACAGUCAGAGCAUCUCGCCCCUCCUGACCGGUCCAGUCCGACUCUCGGUGGGAAUGUUGGUGAUGAUGGUCAGUCCCUUGAAACAACAGAGAAGAGGAUCGAUUACCUUAUUAAAAAAUGGCCUAACCUCGCUCCCCUGUUCGAGAGGGUGAAGAACCGGAGCGCUGCCUUGUCUGUCCCUAACCAGAGCCCAAUGGAGAGAUUCCUUAAACGUCACCUCAGCGUUACACAGCUAUGUGAGCAGUCUUGGUGUGAGAUCAAAAUGGCCUAUGGGUUCAUUAAGCCUAAAGUAAGGAUGCUAGAGAUGCAAAAUACAGAAGUGACAACUGGGGCCAGUAUUCAUCUCGCCAGAGAACUGGAGGUGAAACCAAAUGUUGUGACUGUGGCUGCUGUCACCAGGGAGGACAGGGAGGCUCUGAAGCUAAUCAACAUACUACAGAUGGUCCCAGCUUUAGAGGCAGGCCAGCUUGUGCGGGAGUUCCCAGUGUUUGGUGUGUUGGAAGGGAUGUUCUUCAUGGGUGUGGUUGAUGAGCUGUAUCGUAGUGACUCUGGGGAACUGGUCCUGAGUGAACUGAAGACCCGCAGUCACAACUCUCUGCCCCGCCCAGCCCAGACCAAGGGACACGCUCUACAGGUGGGUAUGUACAAGCUCUUGUUUGAUUCCAUGGUAAAGGGUUCUGUGAAGAGGGACCAUCUCCUCCACAACCUUCAGCUGGAUCCUAAUCGGGUCCUUGGAUCAGACCUCCAGACCCACACCCAGUCACUGGGCCUCCAGGCAGUCACGUUCAGAGAGCUCCUUGACCACCUACUGGUCGUCCUUAUCUGUUCUAACCUCCAUGCUAUCGACAAGCUACGCCUGGAGUAUAGCCACCAGAGCUCCGGAAAGCUCAUUGGCACCAGGGAGGUAGCGUUUGAGGAAGCCCAGCUUAGGACUAAUAUCAGGGGCUACCUGGCUUACUGGAGGGGCGAGAGGGUGCCCCAGGGAGUGGAAGUGGAGGAGGCCUGGAAGUGCAGGAUGUGUCCCUAUGAGGAGACCUGUGACUGGAGGAGGGAUAGAUCACAAAGGCUAAUGAUGGUGAAUAAGAGAGCCAAGUUGGAGUGUCCUAAGUCAGAUGAUCCCAAGCCGAACGGUUCGGAUUUGAAUGGGUCGAAAUUGGGUGUCGAAUACCGGUAGUUCUCCUGAAUUAAAUAGCCCUAAACAUACAGAACCCCAGGCAUGUCUCCUGUAAUACUUUUCUGGGUGUAGUGUGAAGUUCAGGAAGGUUCUAUCUAUGUAUCAUUGAAGGUGUAAGCCUAUUAAGCAAUAUUAAAGUCAGGUUUGUUUAGAGCUAAAGUGCCUUCAGAAAGUACACACCCCUCGACUUUUUCCACAUUCUGUUGUUACAGCCUGAAUUUCAAAUGGAUUAAAUCGAGACAUUGUGUCACUGAUCUAUACACAAUACCCCAUAAUGCCCCAAAAAUGAAAAGCUGAAAUGUCUUGAGUCAAUAAGUAUUCAACCCUUUUUAUGGCAAGCUUGAAUAAGUUCAGGAGUAAACAUGUGCUUAAUAUGUUACAUAAAUUGCAUGGACUCACUCUGUGUACAAUAGUGUUUAACAUGCUUUUAAAAUUAUUAUCCCAUCUCUGUACACCAGUGAUUCCCAACCAGAGGUACUAGGACCCCUGGGGGUACUUGGCCGAUCCACAGGGCGUACCUGGGAAGACACACCUGAGUCCAUAGGCUUACUGGUAAAAAUGCACAUGAGGGGGUACUUCAGGGGUACUCCGGGCAGAGCUAAAUUUAAUUGGUGGUACAGUAACCCGAAAAAGAUUUGGAACCACUGCUGUACACCCCACAUACAAAUACCUGUAAGGUCCCUCAGUCGAGCAGUGAAUUUCAAGCACAGAUUCAACCACAACGACCAGGGAGGUUUUCUAAUAGUUCGCAAAGAAGUGGACCUAUUGGUAGAUUGGUAAAAAAGAAAGAGCAUGCAUUGAAUAUCCAUUUGAGCAUGGUGCAGUUAUUAAUUACACUUUGGAUGGUGAAUCAAUACACCCAGUCACCUCAAAGCUACAGGCGCCCUUCCCAACGCAGUUGCCGUAGAGGAAGGAAACCGCUCAGGGAUUUCACCAUAAGGCCAAUGGUGACUUUAAAACAGUUAGAGUUUAAUGACUGUGAUAGGAGUUAACUGAGGAUGGAUCAACAACAUUGUAGUUACACCCCAAUACGAACCUAAAUGACAGACUGAAAAGAAGGAAGCCUGUACAGAUUUAAAAUAUUCCAAAACAUGCACCCUGUUUGCAAUAAGGCACUAAAGUAAUACUGCAAGAAAUGUGGCAAAGAAAUUAACUUUUUGUCCAGAAUACAAAGUGCUAUGUUUGGGGCAAAUCCAACACAUCACUGAGUAACACUCUUCAUAUGUUCAAGCAUGUUGGUGGCUGCAUCAUGUUAUUAGUAUGCUUGUCAUUAGCAAGGACUAAGGAGUUUAAAAAAAUAAAUGGAAUAGAGCUAAGCACAGGCAAAAUACUAGAGGAAAAUGUGGUCAUCUGCUUUCCAACAGACACCUUUCAGCAGGACAAUUACCUAAAACACAAGGUCAAAUAUACACUGGAGUUGCUUACCAAGGCAACAUUAAAUGUUCCUGAGUGGCCUAGUUACAGUUUUGACUUAAAUUGGCUUGAAAAGCUAUUGAAAGACUUGAAAAUGGCUGUUUAGAAAUUAUCAAUAACCGGUUUAUGAGCUUGAAGAAUAAAAAAAAUAUAAAAAAUGUGCAAAUAUUGUACAAUCCAGGUGUGCAAAACUCUUAGAGACUUACCCAGAAAGACUCACCGCUGUAAUUGCUGCCAAAGGCGAUUCUAGCAUGUAUUGACUCUGGGUUUCCAUUAAAUAAAAAAGUUCAAUGUCAGUGGAGAGAGCGAAAAAUCAAGAGUAUGUUGUGUAGAUCGUUUGCAAAAAAAUACUAUUAAAUCUGUUUUAAUCUCACUUUGUUACUUUAAAAUGUGGAAAAAGUCUAGGGGUGUGAAUGCUUUCUGAAGGCACUGUAACUACUUAUAAGUGUAUAUUCCUUUUUUAUAACUAUCAAAAUAUAUAUGUUCACUUUUUGUACACUUUUUUUAUACUGGGAAAAAUAUUUUGAAUGCCAUGAAAUGCAAUGCAAUAAAUUUAAAGGAUGAAUGAGUGUAAUUUAGUAUGAGAUAUUUUCAAGGAAGCACAGAAUAAAACCAAGCAUGAACUGCUGUUGCCUCCACCAUUUCCUCCACCUGGUAGCGCUAGUGUGUUUCCAUAUGGAAACGCAACGGGUGAGAGGAGGGUGAUAACAUUGGCACCAGACAAGUGUCGCUCUCCAGUUGUCCAUUAGUAGCAUAGUUGACUAAAUGGUUCAUAAGCGCGCACGUGAAACACUUUUUCCAAUGUGAUUGAUGAAUGAAUUUGCUUCUAGUUUCAACCCUAUAGAAACACCAUGUACAGUUGAAGUCGGAAGUUUACAUACACUUUAGCCAAACACAUUUAAACUUAGUUUUUCACAAAUCCUGACAUUUAAUCCAAGUAAAAGUUCCCUGUCUUGGGUCAGUUAGGAUCACCACUUUAUUUUAAGAAUGUGAAAUGUCAGAAUAAUAGUAGAUAAUUAUUUAUCAGCAUUUAUUUCUUUCAUCACAUUCCCAGUGGGUCAGAAGUUUACAUACACUCAAUUAGUAUUUGGUAGCAUUGCCUUUAAAUUGUUUAACUUGGGUCAAAUGUUUCGGGUAGCCUUCCACAAGCUUCCCACAGUAAGUUGGGUGAAUUUUGGCCCAAUCCUCCUGACAGAGCAGGAGUAACCGAGUCAGGUUUGUAGGCCUCCUUGCUCGCACACGCUUUUUCAGAUCUGCCCACACAUUUUCUAUAGGAUUGAGCUCAGGGCUUUGAUGGCCACUCCAAUACCUUGACUUUGUUGUCCUUAAGCCAUUUUGCCACAACUUUGGAAGUGUGCUUAGGGUCAUUGUCCAUUUGGAAGACCCAUUUGCGACCAAGCUUUAACUUCCUGACUGAUGUCUUGAGAUGUUGCUUCAAUAUAUCCACAUAAUUUUCCUACCUCAUGUUGCCAUCUAUUUUGUGAAGUGCAUCAGUCCCUCCUGCAGCAAAGCAUCCCUACAACAUGAUGCUGCCACUCCCGUACUUCACGGUUGGGAUGGUGUUCUGCGGCUUGCAAGCCUCCCCCUUUUUCCUCCAAACAUAACGAUGGUCAUUAUGGCCAAACAGUUCUAUUUUUGUUUCAUCAGACCAGAGGACGUUUCUCCAAAAAGUACGAUCUUUGUCCCCGUGUGCAGUUGCAAACCAUAGUCUGUUUUAUUAUGGUGGUUUUGGAGCAGUGGCUUCUUCCUUGCUGAGCAGCCUUUCAGGUUAUGUCGAUAUAGGACUCGUUUUUACUGUGGAUGUAGGUACUUUUGUACCUGUUUCCUCCAGCAUCUUCACAAGGUCCUUUGCUGUUGUUCUGGGAUUGAUUUUCACUUUUCACACCAAAGUACGUUCAUCUCUAGGAGACAGAAGACCUCUCCUUCCUGAGCAGUAUGACGGCUACGUGGUCCCAUGGUGUUUAUACUUGCGUACUAUUGUUUGUACAGAUGAGCGUACUAUUGUUUGUACAGGGAGCGUUGCUCCUAAGGAUGAACCAGACACAUUUCUUUUCCCUGAGGUCUUGGUUGAUUUCUUUUGAUUUUCCCAUGAUGUCAAGCAGAGGCACUGAGUUUGAAGGUAGGCCUUGAAAUACAUCCACAGGUACACAUCCAAUUGACCCAAAUUAUGUCAAUUAGCCUAUCAGAAGUUAUGACAUAAUUUUCUGGAAUUUUCCAAGCUGUUGAAAGGCACAGUCAACUUAGUGUAUGUGAACUUCUGACCCACUGGAAUUGUGGUACAGUGAAUUAUAAGUGAAAUAAUCUGUCUGUAAACAAUUGUUGGAAAAAUGACUUGUCAUGCACAAAGUAGAUGUCCUACCCGACUUGCCAAAACAAUAGUUUGUUAACAAGAAAUUUGUGGAGUGGUUGAAAAACAAGUUAGACUUCUGACUUUUUGUAUGAACUAUCACUAUAUGUAAUGCUUUUAUUUUCCACAUUAAAUUACACUAUAUAUUCCACAUACAUUUGAAUAUAUAAUGUAUGUGGACACCCUUCAAA